Messenger RNA from Haliotis rubra (blacklip abalone), 2048 nucleotides. RefSeq lists its product as uncharacterized. The transcript has 3 exons. The coding region runs from base 60 to 1328 and encodes 422 amino acids. Gene Ontology annotation, molecular function: hydrolase activity, hydrolyzing O-glycosyl compounds. The record is from RefSeq and is a predicted model, not a curated record. Lineage: Eukaryota; Metazoa; Mollusca; Gastropoda; Lepetellida; Haliotidae.
AAGAGUACAUACCAGAACACUCAGUGGGUGAUACCGAAGUGCAAGGGACAGCUGACAUAAUGCAUGCAGCUUACAUCGUAACAUGGCUGUUACUCUGUCUACCGUCGGUGCAAUGCGACGAGACUAUCACCAUCUUCCCUGAGUACCUGAAGAUUGGAGACAGCGUUAACUUCGAGAAAGGACGCUGGAACGGCAAGAACGUCCUCGACAACACCCCAGAUAUUGCACGUGUCAAACAAAUAGGAGCAACCGUGGGUAGAUGGGUUAAACCCGAUGGAGCUAUAUUUCAGAAGGCAACAGAAAACCCUCACAGGAAGGGCUAUCCUAACCCAGCCUACUUCGACUCCAUUAAAGGACCAUUCACACAGAAAUACAUGGUCAAUGUGCAAGGAUACAACUACCCGGAAAUGGUCGCGGCAACGUCAGGGAAGCUUUGGCCUGACUGGAUAGACAAAUCCCAUCACAAGGGUCUGUUCCCCAACAACAUUGAUGCUGCUGCGGAGUUUGAGUUUCUGACAGUCGACGCUAUGGACAAAGGAACAAAAGGAACCCUGCCGUUGUUCUUCGAGGUCAUCAACGAACCAGACGGCAAAUAUGCCAGCACUAACUGGUCGACAUUCAUCUCAUACCACGAAAUUGCAGCCAAGAAAAUCAAAUCGAAAUACCAUCAAAUAAAGGUGGGAGGACCUACCUAUACCGGGGCAUCUUCUAGUUUUGACGUCCAUGGAUUCAGGGUCUGGAAAAAGAUGGCUGACUUUAUGGACAUGUCUUUGGAUAAACUGGACUUCUUCUCCUUCCACUCGUACUUUGGUCUGGAUGUCCACGGAGGUGCUCACCAGUUCCACGGAUCAGAAGCAAAGCUGUUUGGUCUUCUCGACCUUAUUGAGAGUUAUUCCCAUAAGAAGAAAGGAAAGUCGUUCGAUGUAAUUAUCAGUGAGUAUGGCAUGGGACAUGUAUCAGGGAUGGAUGAGCAGAAGCCGUCCAGCUUCAUUGACUGGGGUCAUAUCCAUCAACACAACGACCAAAUGUUUACCUUCCUUCAACGCCGUGAUGCACUGAGAAAGGUUGUUGCUUUCUUGCUGACUUACACUGACCUCAAAGGACAAGCAAGCAUUAGCUACAGUUUGUUUGAUAGGCAUCGGAACAUCAGGGAUGUUGCUGACGCUUUCAAGUUCUGGAUGAACUUUGGUAAUGCGAUGAUGUUUUGGAGGGUAGAUAGUGAGUUUCAUAAUGCUGAGAGGAACAUUGUGCCUCACAUCCUAUUGGACAAAUCUUCAGGAACUGUUUACAUCCUUCUUCACAACCAUGAGCAAAGCCAAGUCAUGUAAAGCUUUCUUUCGACAAGGGUUGGUUUCAUCCAACAAAUGGAAAGUCUACCUGUGAAUAUCUGAAUGCACAGAAGAAACCAAUCCUCGCUCAGGACCAAAAGCAGUUCACGUUUCCAACUCCAUGGUAACCGUUCCUGCUGAAGCCAGUUGUUACUUCCAGUUCCACACAACCCACAACUUUGCCCAUGCUCCUACUGUGAUCCAGAAAACGUACUACUCCACCGACAUGGUUGUCCCCAAUUCCACAACACUGUGGUCAAUGUUAAAGUUAACGUCCCAAGCAUUGGCAGCAUUGACUUUGCUCGUCUGAGAAUCAGUGUCAGCAGAGACAACAAGGCACCUCACGGACAUCCAAAGACGGUCAUGAUUAAUAAUCACCUCUUGGCCUCCUUCUACUCCUUGCAGGCUGCUGGCGAUUCUGGUGACACAGUGUUUGAGACCUUCGAGGUACGACGUCUCCGCAAGCAUCAUACGACAGCAGAACGAAGUUAAAAUGACCUUUGCUCAAACUGGGGGCUUUGUGUCGACCGUGGCAUUGGUCGUAGGCAGACACUGAGUUAUUUGUCCAAAGGCAGAGAAAGGAAUCGCAUUUUGAAUAUCUUUGUAAUAAGUUGAAAACUAAAACAAUGCAACACACAGUAUCAAUUUAUUAUUCACGGUAAUAGGUUCUCCAUACUAGAGAAUCACAACAAUUUUAUGAAUAAAAUCUGAUGUGCGAAA